CUUCUACCUCGUCCAUCUUACCACGUAUCCGCACACUCGACGAAUCUCUUCUAUACACUUACCACCUCUACAACUACCAAAGAUGGCCAACAACGCCAACAUGGAUGCCCUCCUCAAGUGGUCGAUGCAGCAGCAGUCUUCCGACCCACAAGCCCCCACGCCCUCGCAGCUAGCCGAAGACAUCAAAGCCGGCAAGAGGCCAGAUCUGGACCCAAAGGUUCUCGAGGCAAUGAUGGGCAAGAGUGAGGCGACGAUGAUGCAAGAGGAACUUAGGGCCGCUGUGGACUUCCAGAGGAGUGAGGAUGAUAGAGAGGUCGCGUUGGACAAUUUUGAGAUGCUAAUCGAAUCCAUCGACAACGCCAAUUUGAUCACCUCAAUGAAGAUGUGGUCUCCCCUUCUCGCCCUCCUCUCCUCUACCUCCUCCUCUCCCCGCCUGCAAGUCGCCACCCUCUGGAUUCUUGGUACAGCUUGUCAGAACAAUCCUUCUGCGCAAGAUGCACUCCUGCACGCCCAUUCCACACCCGAAGGUGCAGGUGGGGAACAGGCUCUGGACCUUAUCCUAGCCAUUCUGAGGGAUAGUCAAGACAUGGCAGUGAGAGCAAAGGCAAUGUAUGCCCUUUCAGCCCUGCUGGGCCACCAUCCCCGUGCCGUCAAAGCCUUUGGCGAAAAGGGAGGCUACGAGGUUCUCAAGGGAGCGCUCAGAGACCCAAGUAUCAACAUUCGCCGCAAGACUGCAUUUCUCAUCAAUUCGCUUCUGUUGCAGGACGACUCGGCAGCACACGCUGCAGCCUCUGCGCCACUCCUGCUAGGUGCUCCCCCCGCUUCGGGUUCGGGUUCGGGCUCGACUUCGACUUCGACUGCUGCUUCGGACGAUCUGCCCACCAUAAGUACACCAGGUGCAGCAGCAGCAGCAGCCGCGACGGCGAGUAGCGCCACUUCGUCGCGAGCAACAGGCGUGACUCUCCCUCCCGGCUCAACACCCGAUCGACCCGUCUCGAAUCCUGCUCCGUUGGAGAAGCCUCCCGUGACAUCGACGGCGGCUUCGGGCAUCGUGCACCCGAGUGUACCUGCUGCGCUUCUCGCGUCGAAUUUGCUCGUGACGCUGGCGUAUUCGCUGCUCCCGAGCAGCUUAUCCAGUAGCAGUAGUAGCAGCAGCGGUAGCGGUAGCGCCAGCGCCAGCGGCAGUGGCAGUAAAAGCCAAAGUGCAGGUGCGGAAGAGGAGGACUACGCCGACGCUCGAGUCCCCUCGCUUGGCCUGGACGGUGACGGGGAAGAGGCGCGCACCGAUGAAGACUAUGCGGAGAAGGCUUUGCGUGCUCUCCUCACCUUUACGACUCGAUUGGAAGAGGACAAGCAGCUUAGCGCAAAGACGCGAUUGAGCGAGGUGGCUAGGAGGGGUUUAAGGGAGGUCAAGAGCAGGAUGAGUGAGAGUGGUAGUGGUAGUGGGGUGGAAGGUGAAGGGGAGUGGGAUUGGAAGAAGUUGGGGUUGGAGCAAGUGGAUUGGACUGAAUUCGAACGUGCUGUUGAGAGGAUAGCGGGACAGUAGAGUGGGUAGGAUGGACCAAGAGCGACAGCGCAACCUCCCCUAGCUUCGCUUGCAUUCACUCACCUCAUGAAAUGAUAGAAAUCCAUUAGAGGAGCAGAGCAUAGCAUAGCAAAUCAGACAGUUCAAUUUUCAUCUCAUCCCAUUCCACACUCUA
Molecule: messenger RNA, 1700 nt
Organism: Microstroma glucosiphilum
Lineage: Eukaryota; Fungi; Basidiomycota; Exobasidiomycetes; Microstromatales; Microstromataceae
Product: Fes1-domain-containing protein
Exons: 2
Coding region: 83-1546 (487 amino acids)
Source: RefSeq, a predicted model, not a curated record